GAACGUAUGAUUUCCGUGCCAUUCGGGGGUCCCUUUGUAUCUGCCAGUGUUGUCUUGGGCGACAACAAAGGAUGGAUAGCUAGUGUAAUUUCAGUUGUUUUGGACAUGUAGGGGGUUUCAUUUAACACACCAGUCUGGCUGGAGUUAUUUUUGUGUGUGUAGCGGUCGCAGUGCUCAGUUUAAAGCAGCCGACGUUAGUCAAAUCCAGAAGGUUUUCGAUGCUAAUCGCUGCGUUGUGAUGCUUAUUUUCAUCAUUACUGAGGAGGCACUAUGCGUUUCAACUCAACCUUAGAAUCAACGCAAUGCCAUUGUAAAUAGGUCAAUUUUCUGGUCAACUGCGGACUAUCACUAUCACAGAGAAUGAAAAUUGUGACGCAGUUGUGUAAAACAUCUUUCAUUCCCUGCUGCAGCAGUGCUGUCGGGCUUUGCGGCACCUUCACCAGCUGCUGCAAAACGUCUGCGCCAUGGUUAUGUGCCAGUAGGCAUAUGAUGUUAGAUUUUUUUUUAAGACAAUAUAAAUGCAUUCUAUCAGUAGGGGUAAAUGUUAGGGGGUAGAGGGGUCUGAAAGAAAUAGUUGUUUUGUUACGGCUUGGGAAUUGUAGUUUAGUUUCCAAACCGGAGCAGAGGUUUUUACGGCCUCUUUGAAGGAAAUGGACUACAACACCCAUACGCUCAACUCUCUAGAUACUUUGUAAACUCUGUGCAAGUUGCGCGUCUGCAUACAAUUGUAGGUAUGCAGCUAGUGCUAUCUGUUCGGCAGUGUGUGUGUGUGUGUGUGUGUGUGUGUGUGUGUGUGUGUUUUUUGGUCUGGUUUUGGCCUACAAGCAUCGGGAUUUGAUGACAGCUUUUGAACGGGAAUUCAUAAAUAACAUAUGGCGACAAGGUGGCAUGCAUGAUCAGAUAUGAUCGAGUUUGCAAUGCCUUUCGAGAAACGCAGAGUCCCUCCCUCAGUCGCGUGAGAUGUUUUUCUGUCGUUUCCUGAAAUGUAAAAUCUCAAAGUAGGGAUCACACGAAAAUUUACAGCUGAAUUCCCACUUGACUACACUGGCGAGCAUCCAUAAGAUCCACCACACCUUGCACAGGCUGAACCUGACAGAAGACGUUGGACAGGAUAGCCACCCCUCAGCUUGUUGCUCUAGAGCCAUGCCUCCUAGGAAAAAGAGGAGACCCUCUGCUGGAGAUGACAUGGCCGCCAAGAAAAGUCGCCAGGACAGGUGUGACAUCCCUCUGUUACAGAUAAAAAAGGCCACUUCAGUCUGUGUCAGUUAGCGCUUGAUUAUUGUGGCUUAUUAAAGAGGAAUGUGUCUGAAAAGUCUUAAUGUUGCAGCGUUUUUAGAAAACACGAAACGCCACAAAUCCGGGAGGAGGAGACAUUUUCCAGUAAAAGAUGCUUGGAGUGGUUCUAUGAAUACGCAGGUUGUGAUGACGUGGUGGGUCCAGAGGGCAUGGAGAAGUUCUGCGAGGACAUUGGGGUGGAGCCAGAGAAUGUUGUGAUGCUGGUUCUUGCUUGGAAGCUGGAUGCCCAGAGUAUGGGGUAUUUCACUCUCCAGGAGUGGCUUAGAGGCAUGGGCCUACUACAGUGCGACUCCACAGAGAGGCUGAGGAACUCGCUCGACUACCUGAGAUCGGUCCUAAACGACAGCACCAGUUUUAAGCUCAUUUAUAGAUAUGCCUUUGAUUUUGCACGGGAAAAGGAUCAGAGGAGUUUGGACUUGAACACAGCCAAGUGCAUGCUGGGACUUCUUCUGGGAAAGACGUGGCCUCUGUUCCCUGUGUUUAAUCAGUUUCUAGAACAAUCCAAGUACAAAGUCAUCAACAAAGACCAAUGGUGCAAUGUUUUAGAGUUCAGCAGGACAAUCAACCUGGACCUCAGUAACUACGAUGAGGAUGGUGCCUGGCCAGUUUUGUUGGACGAGUUUGUGGAAUGGUACAAGGAAAGACAGAUGUCAUAGGUGCAGAGCGAAAUGGAAGAAAACAAAUAAAAA
Molecule: messenger RNA, 1985 nt
Organism: Etheostoma spectabile (orangethroat darter)
Lineage: Eukaryota; Metazoa; Chordata; Actinopteri; Perciformes; Percidae
Gene: dcun1d4
Product: DCN1, defective in cullin neddylation 1, domain containing 4 (S. cerevisiae)
Exons: 11
Coding region: 1446-1952 (168 amino acids)
Biological process (GO): protein neddylation
Cellular component (GO): ubiquitin ligase complex
Molecular function (GO): ubiquitin conjugating enzyme binding; cullin family protein binding; ubiquitin-like protein binding
Source: RefSeq, a predicted model, not a curated record